Molecule: messenger RNA, 2480 nt
Organism: Linum tenue
Lineage: Eukaryota; Viridiplantae; Streptophyta; Magnoliopsida; Malpighiales; Linaceae
Source: the annotation of a GenBank genome assembly
GACAAAUUGGUAGUCUGUUGGCUAGGUGGUCACGUUAUAUCUUCCUGCUUUCCAUAUCCUUUAUCUCCAUUGGUCCAUGCUUCGAACAGUAACACACACAUCGGCCGAAGGGACAGUUUGCUGUUCUGCAGAGACGCAUCAUUUCGCCAACAGACUUUUUCACGGCUCAACAACUACAACUCGCAAACUCUCCGCUUCGAUAGAACCCCAAACUUGAAUUCCUUCCCGCUCGCUAUCUCUCUCUUUUUCCUUCUGGUCUACUCUGUUCUAGGGUUAGUACUCGUAUUUGUUGCCUGGGAAAAUCGAUUUUCCUCUUCUCUGCUUCGUUUAUUCUCUUCUUCUUUCGAUUGUUGGCUCUUUUGCUUGCUUCCUGUGUUCCUGCACUUCCAAUCUCGAGUGGAAAAUCUCUCAGCCAGAGUAUGAAGAAGCACCAGGUGAAUACCCUUGAUCCUGGAGCCUUUUCAGAAUCCUUUAUGAGGGUUUUGAACGAGAGUGGCGGGGACUUUGCAGUGCUCUCUAAGAGCUUAGAGAGAAGUGAUCUAGAACUUUCCAAGUAUGGUGACAGAUUUUUUGAAGUAGUUUUCCUUGGGUCCUCUGCCCAGUCUCGCUCUCUGGUUCCUGUUGAGGGAGGUGGAAAGAACCUAUACGCCAUUUUCACGGGAGAUUCCACCGAGGUGAGCAUUCAGGGAUGGGUAACAGUCUUUACAAUUGCUUCCCACAGGAGGCCAGCAGCUUCAAUCACUGGAACUCUGGACUUGGCAAUGAUCCCACUUAUUUCUUUAGCAAUGGUAGUUUUCCUUGGGUCCUCUGCCCAGUCUCGCUCUCUGGUUCCUGUUGAGGGAGGUGGAAGGAACCUAUACGCCAUUUUCACGGGAGAUUCCACCGAGGUGAGCAUUCAGGAACCUAUACGCCAUUCUCAUCACAUCCUGGCGGCGAGCUCUCAAGGCUGGGCGAAGAUUAAGCAGCUUCUUUAACAAUGUUACCCAUCCCUGAAUGCUCACCUCGAUUGAAUCUCCCGUGAAAAUGGCGUAUAGGUUCCUUCCUCCUCCCUCAACUGGAACCAUGGAGCGAGACUGGGCAGAGGACCCAAGGAAAACUACCUGUUCGUUUAUUGACAAACAGAAAGACAUUAAGAAAUUCAGAUUGUCCUAUGCAAAUCAGAAGCAAAGAAAUCUAUGAAGCACUUACUAAUAAACAUGCAUGGUGAGUUUCCUUCCAACCGGAAAGCAGAGCUUAAACGACCUCAUUGCAUAUAUGAGGUUAGUAUGUAUUCCUAUUCCUGUCUCCUCUAUUUCUUCUCUAUGUUUUUCAUUUUUUUUCAAUCUUGGGGAUGUUUACUGUGUAAUCAUUUCAGGGAGGAAGGAAACGACCAAAUUGUCCUCUACCUGGAACGACAACAGAAAGAGGCAGAUUUGGAGGAGUUGGAGGCUAAUUUUUCAGAAUUUUUGGGGGAUUUGGAUUUGAAGGCUCCAACUACCAUUGCUAAAGAAAUAAGUGGGAUCAUUGCCAAGUCCAGAGUUCCAGUGAUUGAAGCUGCUGGCCUCCUGUGGGAAGCAAUUGUAAAGACUGUUAAGUGGCCAGGAAGUGGAACUAAUCAGAAGGAUAAUGAAAUGGUUGCAAUCUCCCAUCUGUCUAGAUGUGGUGAUGUGAUUUUCGAAAAGUUUUGCUCUGGCAAUAUAGCUUGCCAGAUGCAACUGAUCAACAGUGUACAGAGAACUUGCUGGAGAGAGCCGAAGAUGUUGAAUCUCUUUGCUCGGGUGAUCCGUGUGCUAUAUGAUGUGGAUGUUCUUUGUGAGGAUGUAAUUCUGAACUGGUUUUACAAGGGGACAAAUGCUGAUGGCAGGUAAUGCAAAUUGGUUAAUUUGAUAUAAUAUUCUUCUUAAAUGUGUUUAUUUUCAUUUAUUUUGGUUUUGUUUUUUUUGUAGAGAAACAUUUCUGGAGGACCUGAAGCCUUUUAUCCGCUGGCUAGAAGAAGCUGAGGAGGAAGAAGCCCAGAAAGCGGACCUUACAAGCACAGUUGCUGGAAGAGACAUAUAUUUGUGCAGAAGAACUUGUGGAUGUACAGUUUACUGGUGUGAUGUAGCUCAGUAGGUGAUUUUCAUUUUCCUUUUGGUUGUGGGAUGUAUAGCACAAACUAAUGGCACUGGUUGCUAUUCUUGAGCAUAUCAUUGCUCACUUGAGUCAGGCAGGCAUGCUCAUUUUGAUUCAUUCUAAUACACUGUAGGUUUUGACAUAUCCACUGCUGUAUCUCUAUGGCAUUUAACAAUUUGAAGCACUUGAUUAUGGUGUUUCAAAUGUCAUAAUACUCUUGAGCUUAACACUGAUCACUUGAGUCAGGCAGGCUGGCUCAUUUUGAUCCAUCCUAAUACAUUGUAGGUUUCGACAUAUUCACUGAUGUAUAUCUGUGGCAUUUAACAAUUUGAAGCAGUUGAUUAUGGUGCUUCAAAUGUCAUAUGUGUGAAAUUUCUCUAUAGUUUACC